UACCAUUCUGAUAAUGCAAUGAACAUUCACAGCCCAACGCAAGAAUUUAGGUUUCCAAAAACAGCAAAGUUGAACAUUUGAGAAUUCAAUUAAGAAAACCCCCAAAUUUGGAAACUAAAAUUCAUUGACUUUCUGCUGGGUGUCUUCAAUCUUCGUCACCAUUCACUAACCCACUUUAAUUUAGGGUUUUUGCACCCCCGUACAACCUGAAAACAAGCAUAUACAUACGUAUAUACGCAUAUACGUAGUUCUUUGAGGUCUUCGAGCUUCGGAAAGUGAAUGGGUCGGUCUCGCGGAAAUUUUCACGCGGAAGAAGAUCCCAGUCAAAGAUCAAGGAGGAAAAAGAAUGCCUCGAAUGGAGAAAAUUUAGAUUACAUUACAGCUGGCCAAGGGUCAGGUGAAGGCAAACCAGCUUCAUACCACUGCAACUAUUGCAACAAAGAUAUUACUGGGAGAAUCCGUAUCAAAUGUGCAGUGUGUUCUGAUUUUGACCUAUGCAUAGAGUGCUUCUCAGUCGGUGCUGAAGUGCAACCUCACAAAAGCAAUCAUCCUUAUAGGGUUAUGGAUAUCUUAUCUUUUCCCCUUAUAUGUCCAGACUGGAAUGCUGAUGAAGAAAUGUUACUUUUAGAGGGUAUUGAAAUGUAUGGCAUUGGUAAGUGGGCAGAAGUUGGCGAGCAUGUUGGGACAAAAACCAAAGAUGCAUGCAUUGAACACUAUAGGAGUGCGUACUUGAACUCCCCCUACUUUCCUCUGCCGGAUAUGACACAUGUUGUUGGGAGAAACAGGGAAGAGCUCCUUGCCAUGAGUAAAGACAAUGGUGAAGAUAAGAAAGGAUUCUUUUCACUUGGCGAACUAGCACGGAAGAAUGAAUCGCCAUUCUCCCCAUCAAGAGUAAAAGUUGAAGACUCGAACAGAAGUGGAUCCUCAGGCCGUUUGACUUCAGCAUCCAAUACUGGAACAACAGGCAUUAAGAAGCCAUCAAAGAAGGUCUUAGCCAAGGACCAAACUGACUCAGUAAAGUUGGAAGAUAAUGUAUCAGCUCUGAAUUUUGGAAGCAAAAAGCCUAAGUUAUCAAAGGAUGAGGGCCCAUCACUAAUGGAAAUAAGUGGAUAUAAUCAAAAAAGGCAUGAGUUUGACCCAGAGUAUGAUAAUGAUGCUGAGCUACUAUUGGCUGACAUGGAAUUUAAAGACGCUGACACUGAAGAGGAGCGAGAACUGAAGUUGCGAGUUCUGCGUAUCUAUUCAAAGAGGCUUGAUGAGAGAAAACGUAGAAAAGAUUUCAUAAUAGGAAGGAAUUUGCUCUAUCCAACUGAAUUUGAGAAGACUUUAUCUCAAGAAGAGAAGGAUUUAUGGCGACGCUAUGAUGCCUUCAUGCGUUUUCAUUCCAGGGAAGAGCAUGAAGAACUACUUAAGGCUAUAAUCUUAGAGCAUAGAACUGUGAAAAGAAUAAAAGAACUCAAGGAAGCUAGAGCUGCUGGGUGUCGUUCAUCAGCAGAAGCAGAUAGAUACUUUGAACAGAAAAGAAAGAGGGAAGUUGAAGAAAAUGGUCCCAAAAAGGAAAAUUAUCAUGCUGGUCCAAGCAUCCAGGACAGUCUGAGUUCACUUGGAACACAUUCAAACAAACGAAGCUCUAGCUUGGCCAACUUGAGUUCUCUUACUGAUUUGGAAUUUGCAGCACAUUCUGCCAUAGAGCUCUUGUCUGAACCUGAGAAACAACUAUGUCGUGACAUUAGGAUGCCGCCACCACAUUAUCUUAAGAUGCUGGAAUUGAUGACAGUACACAUAUACAGUGGAGACAUCACCAAAAAGUCUGAUGCUUAUACCUUCUUCCAAAUCGAAACAACAAAAGUGGAUAGAGUCUAUGACAUGCUUCUGAAGAAGGGUAUUGCUCCAUUGUGAAAACGUGUCUACACAAGUUUUUCAUUCGUAGAUUAUCUAUUCUUUAACGGCUUGAUGGAGCGGGGGUGUUUUAGGGGUACACAUUUUGUGCAUAAUUCAUCUUUCCACAUCAGGCCUACACCAUCAGGAUCCUCUGAUAGUGUAUUGUUGUAUAACCAACCAUAAAUUUGUAAUUUUAAACUUAGUUUUGUCCAAUUUCCUUGUGUUUCCAAUUGAUACAUAUGAUUUGAGAGGCUGCUGAGCUGUGUGCUAGUAGUGUCAGUUCCCAGCAAAUGCAAUGAUAUACUCAUGCAUGGUUUCCUCA
Messenger RNA from Ipomoea triloba (trilobed morning glory), 2203 nucleotides. Its product is annotated as transcriptional adapter ADA2b. The record is from RefSeq and is a predicted model, not a curated record. The transcript is spliced from 13 exons. Lineage: Eukaryota; Viridiplantae; Streptophyta; Magnoliopsida; Solanales; Convolvulaceae. Gene Ontology annotation, molecular function: chromatin binding; zinc ion binding; protein binding. Gene Ontology annotation, cellular component: nucleus. Bases 280 to 1899 code for a protein of 539 amino acids. Gene Ontology annotation, biological process: chromatin remodeling; regulation of transcription by RNA polymerase II.